Aureococcus anophagefferens is the source of this 786-nucleotide messenger RNA. RefSeq lists its product as hypothetical. Gene Ontology annotation, cellular component: plant-type cell wall. NCBI's taxonomy places the organism in Eukaryota, Pelagophyceae, Pelagomonadales, Pelagomonadaceae. The annotation marks the transcript as partial. Gene Ontology annotation, biological process: arabinan catabolic process; xylan catabolic process. The record is from RefSeq and is a predicted model, not a curated record. The transcript has a single exon. Gene Ontology annotation, molecular function: alpha-L-arabinofuranosidase activity; xylan 1,4-beta-xylosidase activity.
UCGAGCCUGCCCUUCUGUCGGGGCGACCUGCCGCGGGCGAAGCGCGUCGCGGACCUCGUGGAUCGAGUCGAGCCGGACGAGGUGCAGAAGCUGCUCGUCAACGGCGCCGCGGGCCUGCCCCGGCUCUGGCUCCAGCCGCACAACUGGUGGAGCGAGGCGCUCCACGGCGUCCAGGCCGGCUGCGCGCAGGCCGACGACGGCUCGAGCCGCUGCCCCACGGGGUUCCCCGCGGCGAUCUCGACGGCGGCGUCGUUCAACGCGACGCUCUUCCGCGCGGUCGGCUCGGUCAUCGGCGCGGAGGCGCGCGCGCUGGCCAACGAGGGCGUCACGAACGGCUUCACGUUCUGGUCGCCGAACCUGAACAUCCUCCGGGACCCGCGGUGGGGCCGGGGCCAGGAGACGCCCGGCGAGGACCCGCUCCUCAACGGCAAGUACGGCGAGAACUUCGUCUUGGGCUUCGAGCACCCGGACGGGUCCAGCGGCGACGCCAUCGCCGCGUCGGCCUGCCCGAAGCACUUUUUUGCCUACAACCUCGAGAACUGCUUCAAGGUCAAGGACAACUGCCGCCACACCUUCGACAUGGCGAACCUGAGCCAGGGCGAGCUCGAGGCCACGUACCUGCCGCCCUUCGAGCAGGCCAUCAGCUCGGGCAAAGCGUCGGGCCUCAUGUGUUCCUACAACGCCGUCAACGGGACGCCGUCCUGCGCCAACGCCUGGGGCAUCGAGACGCUCGCGCGCGGCAAGUGGGGCUUCGAGGGCUACGUGACGUCCGACUGCCACGCGGUC